Molecule: messenger RNA, 2343 nt
Organism: Nerophis ophidion (straightnose pipefish)
Lineage: Eukaryota; Metazoa; Chordata; Actinopteri; Syngnathiformes; Syngnathidae
Gene: med27
Product: mediator complex subunit 27
Exons: 8
Coding region: 37-972 (311 amino acids)
Biological process (GO): regulation of transcription by RNA polymerase II
Cellular component (GO): mediator complex
Molecular function (GO): transcription coactivator activity
Source: RefSeq, a predicted model, not a curated record
GGCGGCGAAGAAGAAGAAGAAGAAGAAGAAGGCAACAUGGCGGACGUGGUGAGUGUGGAAGUCAACCUGGACGCUUUCUCGCACGCUAUCAGCGGGAUUCAGGCGCUCCGCUCCAGCGUCAGCCGCGUGUUCGAGUCCCUGAAGGAUGGCAUGAAGAACCGGGAUACCUUGGAAAACCGGGAGAAACAAUUUAUAGCCGAAUUCCAGGACAAUCUGCAGGCGGUCAACAGAGACCUGAACGAGUUGGAGCGCCUCAGUGGUCUUGUUGGUCGACCCUCCGAGUCUCACCCGCUCCACAACAGUGGACUUCUUAGUCUGGACCCUGUUCAGGACAAAACUCCUCUGUACUCUCAGCUGCUGCAGGCCUACAAAUGGUCAAACAAGUUGCAGUACCACGCAGGCCUGGCCUCCGGUUUGUUGAACCAGCAGUCACUCAAGCGGUCAGCCAAUCAGAUGGGAGCUUCAGCCAAAAGACGGCCUAAGGUCCAGCCCAGCACGCUGGUCCUUCCCCCUCAGUAUGUGGACGACGUCAUCUCUCGGAUAGGAAGGAUGUUUCCCGACAUGACAAUUGAACUGUUCCGACCUAAUGGGACGUCUGCCGUGCUGCUGGUGACCCUGGGCAAGGUGCUGAAGGCCAUCGUUGUGAUGCGUUCACUGUUCAUCGACAGAACGUUGGUCCGAGGCUUCAACGAGAACGUUUACAACGAUGACGGAAAGCUGGACAUCUGGACCAAGUCCCAGCACCAGGUCUUCCAGAAGGUAACGGACCACGCCACCACCGCGCUGCUGCACUACCAGCUGCCCCAGAUGCCCGAGGUGGUGGUACGCUCCUUCAUGACUUGGCUGAGGAGCUACAUCAAACUCUUCCAGUCUCCCUGUCAGCGAUGUGGUCACUUCCUGCAGGACGGACUUCCUCCCACCUGGAGGGACUUUAGGACCCUGGAGGCCUUCCACGACACCUGCCGCAUGUGACGCACUUUUAUUGCAAUAAACUUAUGGACUGUUUUUCUACACACGCUGUUUGGUCACGUGACGUGAUGAGCGACUAAGGUAGUCACAUGACAUAGUUGUUUAGUCACGUGACGUGAUGAGCGACUGAAAUAGUCACAUGACAGUUGUUUAGUGACGUGAUGAGCGACUAAGAUAGUCACAUGACAGUUGUUUAGUGACGUGAUGAGCGACUAAGAUAGUCACAUGACAGUUGUUUAGUGACGUGAUGAGCGACUAAGAUAGUCACAUGACAGUUGUUUAGUGACGUGAUGAGCGACUAAGAUAGUCACAUGACAGUUGUUUAGUGACGUGAUGAGCGACUAAGAUAGUCACAUGACAGUUGUUUAGUCACGCGACGUGAUGAGCCACUAAGAUAGUCACAUGAUAUAGUUGUUUAGUCACGUGACGUGAUGAGCGACUAAGAUAGUCACAUGAUAUAGUUGUUUAGUCACGUGACGUGAUGAGCGACUAAGAUAGUCACAUGACAUAGUUGUUUAGUCACGUGACGUGAUGAGCCACUAAGAUAGUCACAUGACAGUUGUUUAGUCACGUGACGUGAUGAGCGACUAAGAUAGUCACAUGACAGUUGUUUAGUCACGUGACGUGAUGAGCGAUUAAGAUAGUCACAUGACAGUUGUUUAGUCACGUGACGUGAUGAGCGACUGAAAUAGUCACAUGACAGUUGUUUAGCCAGGUUACGUGAUGAGCGACUAAGAUAGUCACAUGACAUAGUUGUUUAGUCACGUGACGUGAUGAGCGACUAAGAUAGUCACAUGACAGUUGUUUCGUCACGUGACGUGAUGAGCGACUAAGAUAGUCACAUGACAGUUGUUUAGUCACGUGACGUGAUGAGCGACUAAGAUAGUCACAUGACAUAGUUGUUUAGUCACGUGACGUGAUGAGCGACUAAGAUAGUCACAUGACAGUUGUUUAGUCACGUGACGUGAUGAGCGACUAAGAUAGUCACAUGACAUAGUUGUUUAGUCACGUGACGUGAUGAGCGACUAAGAUAGUCACAUGACAUAGUUGUUUAGUCACGUGACGUGAUGAGCGACUAAGAUAGUCACAUGACAGUUGUUUAGUCACGUGACGUGAUGAGCGACUAAGAUAGUCACAUGACAUAGAAAAUGACAUUUUUACAUCAAAUAUUUAUGCAGAAAAUUCACAUGAUUUUAGUUCCAAGAAGUCACAUGACUGAUGUAGACUGGUAUUACUGAGACGAGUCACAUGACCGAGAUGAGGGGUGUCAAACUGAUUUUAGCUGGGGGGCCACAUGGAGAAAAGUCCUCCCAAGUGGGCCGGACUGCUAAAAUCACGGCAUGAUAACUUCAAAAUAAAGACAACUUAAGACUG